UCCUCAUAAAGAUUAUGUAACCUGCUGGAGAUGUAGAGAAGAUGAGUGUUAGCUGGUGGCCAUUUGGCCCAAAUACAUUACAAUUCUCUAAAAAAAAAAAAAAUCCCUUUAAAUUUACUGUUCAUAUUAAACUUGAGCACCUCUUUUUCAGGACAGACACAUUUAUGACAUUGACUUCCUUGUUUGCACACUUCUUAGAGAAACAUUUUGUAAUUUGGUUUCUGUUUUUGUGUGACUGUUUCUUCUGAAGUAAAAAUAAAUACAUAAAAAUGAAUACGUUCAUCAUAGAUUUUAUUAUACUGCAGUGGCUGGGUGAUAAACCUAGACAUUAUGCAUCGUCUCAUGCACGGUUUCCUGACACCCCCCCACCCCAUCUCUACACCUACAGUACACUGAAACAGGAAAUUAAGAGUCUUGAACAAAGAGCAGCGUAUAUAUACACACUCACUGUAGUCUGAGAGGAGCUGCACCACGAGGAGCCUCAACACAACACAGCUUUCAUCUGAUGCGCUCUCAGCAUGCGGUGUAGUUUUUACAUGUGGAGAUCAGACAGAAGAGUCUCUAAUUAACUUGAGGAACCUGAAGCCUGCCAUGCAGCAGCGCUUAUGAGAAUCAGCCUACGCCGCGGGACUUUCACUCAACUACACCGACAACACUUCAAUCUGCAAUGAUGAACACGAUAAACUGCACCAUCCCUUCUGAAGAGUAUCAGUUCUACCUUUUCCCGGCAGUCUACAUCUUUGCUUUAGUUGUGGGUCUGCCAUUAAACCUGGCUGCCCUCUUCGCCUUCACAUUCAGGGCCACCACACGCACGGCCUUCAGUGUCUACAUCAGCAACCUGGCUCUGGCGGACAUUGUCAUCCUCUGCACUUUACCCUUUAAGAUCCACUACCACCUCCACGCAAACAACUGGAUAUUUGGGGACGUUGCCUGCCGUGUCACUGGGAUCCUCUUCUUCUCCAACAUCUACAUGAGCAUCUGUUUCAUGACUUGUAUCUGUGUGGACCGCUACAUGGCCACCGUACACCCGCACACCUAUCUGAGGAUGCGCAGCCCCUGGUGCUCCUUCAUCGUAUGUGCGCUGCUCUGGGUUGCAGUUGGAGUGGCUAUACUGGUCUUCAUCCUCAUGGGACCUCUGGAGACAAACGAAGACAAACCAGGAAGCCACAGAUGCUUUGAGAACUUCGCCAAGAACGAGUGGAGCUCGCGCUUGGCGGCUUACAGCUUCAUCUGCCUGACCUUCGGCUCCCUGCUGCCCUCCCUGAUCAUCCUGGUGUGUUACCCUGUGGCUGCACGGCGAAUUUCCAAGAUACAGACAAAAAUGGCCAGAAAAGCUGUGAGGGUCAUCUGCACCAUCCUGGCGAUAACGCUGCUCUGCUUCCUGCCCAACCAUGUCGUCUAUCUGCUCCACCUCCUUUGCCGCAUGGACAUCAUCCAGAGCUGCUCCGCUGCCAACGCCAUCUACCACGCCAGGCGGGUCACGAUGGCACUCGUCAUCCUCAACACAUGCCUGGACCCGGUGCUUUACUACAUUACCACCAGCCACUUUAACUGGAAGAGCUUGAGGAUGACAUGGCUGUGGGGAAGGAUCAGGAGGACCAGGGGGAUUUAUACCAUCACAGUGACAUGAGUGAACAGCACGUCUACUUGUAAAUACAGCUCUGUGUGUACGCUUCACUGUUUUUGUUAAGCCAGUACUGCAAAAAUUAAACUUUUCUACAAAUGUGUUUAUUCAAAUGGAAUUUGUACAUGAAAAUAAAGGGAGAAAUCAGAAUUUGAACAACUUGUUUUUGUUGUGCAGUUCAGUCUAUAAAUGAACAGCAAUGUCACCAAAGUACAUUUAGAAAAAGGGGCAGUUAAAGGAUCGAUAUCCCAGCAGUUCAUGAAGCAAAAAUGUUGACGUUGACAGGUAAUUAUUUGGAAUUAUUUGCAGUGGGCAGCGGUUAUCAGCCUCCACAGAUCCAGGUUGAAAAAAUGAGUCCUGUUUUUCAAGUGU
This is a messenger RNA of Acanthopagrus latus (yellowfin seabream), 1996 nucleotides long. Its product is annotated as lysophosphatidic acid receptor 6. The transcript has 2 exons. Gene Ontology annotation, biological process: G protein-coupled receptor signaling pathway. Lineage: Eukaryota; Metazoa; Chordata; Actinopteri; Spariformes; Sparidae. The coding region runs from base 668 to 1630 and encodes 320 amino acids. The record is from RefSeq and is a predicted model, not a curated record. Gene Ontology annotation, molecular function: oxysterol binding; G protein-coupled receptor activity. Gene Ontology annotation, cellular component: membrane.